Paramecium tetraurelia is the source of this 1374-nucleotide messenger RNA. RefSeq lists its product as uncharacterized. Gene Ontology annotation, biological process: protein ubiquitination. The transcript is spliced from 3 exons. Gene Ontology annotation, molecular function: ubiquitin protein ligase activity. Lineage: Eukaryota; Ciliophora; Oligohymenophorea; Peniculida; Parameciidae. The record is from RefSeq and is a predicted model, not a curated record.
AUGCGCAAAGUAAUUCUCAAAGCAAAAAUAUAUAGUUGUAUCCUUAUAAUACUUUCAGGAACAGUUGCUGUUCUAGCUUGUAUAUUGGCUGGCUAGGUGAAUGAUUAAGAAGUAAAAAUUUAUGGAACUCUUUAUGCAAUGGCAGCAUUAAUAACUAUGUCAAUCAACAUUUAUAUAUUCUACUAAUUGCAAACUAUUAACCUGAUCAAUGCAGAAAUCAAUAAUUUCAAUUGCCUCUCUUCAUGGAAAAUAUUGCACAAGUCAAUUUUAAAUAAUUCAGAUUUGUGGUUUGCAAAUUAUGUAUUAAAAUGCCUUAUCGUCAUUAUUUUUCAUAGUACUAUGAGUUUUAUAACAAGAUUGAAAUAUAGGGAUGUUGCUUUUGAGUUCACCUAAAAUAUGUCAAUUUCAAUUGUACUGUUUAUUCUCAGCUUUAUACUCGGUUUCGUAGUGUAAUUACUUUUUGUGAUCUAAUUGAUAACAAUGUUGGCUGAUUUUAAAGAGUAUGCAAAAGAAACAGUCUUUACUUUUCAUAUAAAGGAAUCACUUUAAGAAGAGAAACAAUAUAAAAGAGGAAUUACAUUAGUAGCAAUCAUCUUUAUUCUUGGUUCAAUUGCAUAUUAUGCAGUAAAAUUAGCCUUGUACAUAAUGAUAGCCAAAAACAGUGAAGAAAUUAAUACUAAAGUAUUUUCCAUAAUUGUUUCUAUCCUAAGUGUUAGUUGCAUGAUAUUGUGCUCCAGAAUAUACAAAUAACUUAAAAUUAUUUAUAAACAAAUACCAGACCCCUAAGAUGUGAUAAUAUAUAAUAUCAAUAUCCCUUGUUUUACUGGAUGGUUCAUUUUGGUAAGAUCGUUGGUGUUUUGUAAGAAAUUCAGAUUUUGGAGAAACUUAACGUUUAUUUUAUUGUACAUCUAAUCUAUUUAUGGAUUAAUUAAAUUUCCUUUUUAUCAGAUAUAUGGCGUGACCAUAGAUCAAAUGUACAGUCUUGAUUCUUAUCUAUAUUGUGAUACAGCUAUUUUGGUUGCUCUAAUGUUUUGGUAGUUCAUUGAGCAGUUUGCUAGGGUCAUUCAUCAAGUCAAGAGAAGAUACCUUGCAUAUUAAUUCGAAGAUCAUAGAUAAAAUAUAAUUCUCCCAAUCGCAAUAGAAGUUCAAUAAGACGAAUUAGGGAGAAUCCAUCAUCAACAAAUGAUAGAUAAUUUAGUAGAAAAUGCAACAGAAGAUUAUGGAGAAUGCUGCUUUUGUUUGGAUAAAAUCUCAAAAGGUUAAAGGGUGCAUAAAUUAAAAUGUCACUCCUCUCAUGUUUUUCAUUAUUAUUGUAUGUCUAAAUGGUUAGCUAAUCAUAAUAAUUGCCCAUUGUGUUAAUAAACUAUCAAUUGA